ACGGUUGAACUCGGCGGCACUACCUUCGGCAAGAGGCAACGCAGUCGUCGGGGAAAGCAACCCGAUAAGUAUACUGCACUUUUACUGAACAAUGGCGCGACUAGGCAAGCUAGACGAGUUCGACGAGAAGGAUCAGAAUUUUGAAUCCUAUCUGGAGCGUUUUGAGCACUUCGUCACCGCAAAUGACAUCAGAGAGGAAAAGAAGCUGGCAGUAUUCUUGAGUGUGAUAGGACCACGAACGUACGAGGUGCUCAAAAGUUUGGUAGUACCCGCUGUUCCUGGGGACAAGUCCUUUGAAGAGGUCACAGUGCUGUUGAAGAAACACUAUAGCCCACAGUGCUCGGUCAUUGCCGAACGUUGCAAAUUUAACAAGCGAGCACAAGAAGAGCAGGAAAGCGUCGAGGACUUCAUAGUGGCCUUAAAACAGUUAGCAAGGAAGUGCGAUUUCGGUCAGUUUCUGCAAGACGCGCUGCGAGACAGAAUAGUGGCAGGCAUAAGACGCGAGGAAACGCAACUCGCCCUAUUUGCUGAAGAAGAUUUAACCUUCGAAAAGGCGUGCAAGAUAGCCCGGGACCGAGAGCAGGCUGCGCGACAGACAGCGUUACUUCAUGCAGAAGGCAAGGAAGCGGCUUUUUAUGCAAUGGCGAUAAGAGGAAAAGGAAGCGAAAAGAAAUCGAAGCUUCGGAAGCUCAAGGAAGCCAAGCGAGUUUGCGAAAGAUGUGGCAAGGCGCAUGCGGCUAAAGAUGUGUCCAAGUAA
Molecule: messenger RNA, 757 nt
Organism: Rhipicephalus microplus (southern cattle tick)
Lineage: Eukaryota; Metazoa; Arthropoda; Arachnida; Ixodida; Ixodidae
Molecular function (GO): nucleic acid binding; zinc ion binding
Source: RefSeq, a predicted model, not a curated record